This is a messenger RNA of Engraulis encrasicolus (European anchovy), 3410 nucleotides long. Its product is annotated as transmembrane emp24 domain-containing protein 2-like. Bases 166 to 771 code for a protein of 201 amino acids. Gene Ontology annotation, cellular component: Golgi apparatus; endoplasmic reticulum-Golgi intermediate compartment; COPII-coated ER to Golgi transport vesicle. The record is from RefSeq and is a predicted model, not a curated record. Gene Ontology annotation, biological process: intracellular protein transport; endoplasmic reticulum to Golgi vesicle-mediated transport; Golgi organization. Lineage: Eukaryota; Metazoa; Chordata; Actinopteri; Clupeiformes; Engraulidae. The transcript has 4 exons.
UUACGUGGCAAAAGCACCUCAGCAGCUGAGCCGAAACCCGUCCCAACUCUCCGCCUUUAAGCCGAUGCUGCCAACGCAGCCACUUUAUUAUAAUUUAACAUUUUGAAUGGGCUGAAAGAACACAUUGAUGAAGAAUUUCACAUCACUUCCACACGGAAAACAACGAUGUUGACGGUUACUGAACUUUUCAUUCUGGUGGCGCUGUGCUGUGCCACAGCGUCCGGCUACUUUGUUAGCAUAGACGCGCACGCUGAGGAGUGUUUCUAUGAACGAGCAAACUUGGGGACAAAGAUGAGCCUGAUGUUUGAAGUGGCAGAGGGAGGAUUUCUGGAUAUUGAUGUGGAGAUCACGGGUCCGGACGGUCAGCAGGUCUAUAAGGGCGAGAGGGAGUCGAGUGGGAAGUAUGCGGUGGCGGCCCACAUGGAGGGAACCUACAAGUUCUGCUUCAGCAACCGCAUGUCUACCAUGACGCCCAAGAUCCUCAUGUUCACCAUCGACCUGGGAGAGGCUCCCAAAAACCAAGACAUGGAGACCGAAGUCAAUCAGAAUAAGCUGGAGGACAUGGUGAAUGAGCUGGCCGUGUCCCUGACGGCGGUGAAGCAUGAGCAGGAGUACAUGGAGGUGCGCGAGAGGAUCCACAGAUCAGUCAAUGACAACACCAACAGCCGCGUGGUGCUCUGGUCCUUCUUCGAGGCCCUGGUGUUGGUCGCCAUGACGCUGGGCCAGAUCUACUACCUGAAGCGCUUCUUCGAGGUGCGGCGAGUCGUGUAGACUUCAGACGAUCGCUCUGGAGCACCCUGCACUGCACACCUGGGGCCUACACUGAGCAGCCGGUUCAGCAGUAAACCAGCUUAAGUUCAGAGGUAAAUCAUCUAAUAGAAGAGCCUGGAGUCCUCAUUUUCUUAAGGCUCUUUUUAAGCCCAAUUUUCCAGGCUCUUCAAUUAGAUGAUUCACCUCUUAACUUAACCUGGUUUACUCCUGAACCAGCUUCUUAGUAGAGGUCUCUGGAGCAGCCUGGUCACCAGGAGCAGCACCUCGACUUCAGAGUACAGAGAGAGAGAGAGAGAGAGAGAGAGAGAGACGGAGAGAGAGAGAGAGAGAGACGGGUAGUGGACGUCGUCACCAGAGGUCACCAACUUCACCACGUGUGCGCGUCACCAACUCCUCACAUCACCACAGAGUCCACUUCUCCAACCGCCAUCUUCACAAUCUGAUUGGCUGAUUCAGACACAACACCAUCUUCACAAUCUGAUUGGCUGAUUCAGACACAACACCAUCUUCGCAAUCUGAUUCACACACAACACACACAAUACCAUCUUCACAACACAAUCCAUUUGGCUCAGAUCAUCAUUCCGCUCUGCUGUCUAUCCUAAAGGCAGCACUGAGCACCGUCCAUGCCGUCCAAGGACCUAUACAUACUAAGAAGCCGGUUCAGGAGUAAACCAGGUUAAGGUAAGAGGUAAAUCAUCUAAUAGAAGAGCCUGCAGUCCUUAUUGUCAGAACAUGAGGACUCCAGGCUCUUCUAUUAGAUGAUUUACCUCUUAACUUAUCCUGGUAGCCCCCUCAUAUCUCCACGUUAAAAGAGGGCAAAUGUGAAUCAUGUCUGUAACUGUGUAAUGACCUCUAGUGUCCGGCAGAGGGCGCUAGAGGAGUACGGCUCUGGGUGACCUCAAGAGGGCGCUAGAGGAGUACGGCUCUGGUAGCGCAUUCAGGCCGACUGAGAACCGUGCUGGAGCCCGUUCCCGCACCUAAUCGCGAACCGACCGUCGUGUUCACGCCACAGAUAUUUGCGUUCGCGAACCGGAAAAUUGGUUCACAAUGCGAACCGAAAAAUACCAGGUUUUCCUCUGCGAACCGUGACGACAGCGUGGUCGUCAGCAGGUUCAUCCGGGUAACACAGUCACGUGCGGAAAAAGUUCAGAGCCCAGUAUGGACACUGGCGGUUCGCAGACAAGCACUUAAGUGCCGAACGUAAGUGGUGCGAGCACCGACACCGGCUCCGUUCUGGUCGGCCUGAAAGCCAUAUGGGUGACUCCAACUGGGAGCCGUGGCGUCCACACACAAGGUGUUUCUCACAGUGAAGUGCUCUAGCCUUGCUAGAGCGACUAAUACCCAUUUUCCGUUGGAGUAUCCGAUUAUUAAUUACACUUAGAACUACUUAUUGGAUACUCAUUGGUGAAAUCAGUGAAACAUGUGCGUUACUUAGGGCGCCCUAGCAAGGCUAGAACGUUUCUCUUUGAGAAAUGGCCUUUGUUAAUGUAUGCUUGUGUAGCUUAGAGAAUGAGAACUAUUCAGACUGCUCGGUAAUGUAGGCAGCGUCAUGCAGAAUGUAAUUGAAGAGCUUUGUUGCAAAAUGAUUUCUAUCCGUUUUGAAACAUUUUGGGAAAUUUGGAUUUUGUAUUGGGCAUUUCAUUCUUGCAUUGCGUUGCAAAAUGCAUUUUAUAUAGGUUUACGAAGCAUGUUCUCAAAAUAUUUGAAAUGGGUAGAAACUCUCACAUAGAUGAAAAGGACGUCUGAACAGUUGUUUCAAAUAAUAUAGAGUCAAGUCAAGUCAUGCAAAAGUGCAAUGCAAAAGUAAAAAAAAAAUUGAAGUCAUUUUGCAACAAAACUCUUAAUUUGUAAAUGAAUAGUGUAGGGGAGGGUGUUAUGCUCCACAGGAUGCCGUGAUUGGAGGAGAGCACUUGCUUUGGGGUUUUACCGUAUGGUCUAGAUGUGUUUCCCAGUGGGCUACUUCCAAUAUCCUAACUCCCAUCCUCCCAAGUGCUUGUGGCCUCGUGAUGUCACAAGGCGUCAUUGAUGACGACAGAAGUUAAACUCAAUAUCUCGCAAAACUACAAUUGAAAGGUAAUUUUCUCAUUUGCAAUCGGGGUGUUGAAAGGGGAAAAGUCCCCCAAAUGUUGUUGUCGCUAGGCUGACUGCAGUGAAUUGUUACUGUUUUCCACACGGAGGCGUCAUAUUAGGUGUGAGGCCACAAGCACAGGUUGAGGACGGGAGUUUGGAUGUUGGAAAGUACCCAGUGAUACACUAGAGACACAUAUGAUAUGAUAUGAAGAGGUCAGAUAUUAUUGUUCUUGAGUGCGGGAACCUUUUAUGUUCCCACUUUAUUAUUACUGGUCGCUUGCUGUCACUGAAACGUUUGAAUGAGAUGUGUGAUGUUUAAUUUGGGUUAGCCUACGUUUUGCCAGAAUCAAAUGGGGUUAUUAUUAAUUUAUGUAUUUUUUUUUAUAAUGGGACGCUCUUUGCUAAGACCUUGCACUGCUACGCUGUACAGUGAUGUCUUUUGUUACGUGACUCCAAUGUCAUGCAGAGUAUAGAAUGGCUUCACAUGUACAGAAUAUGUAAAGUAAAUUGCUUAUGUUUGUGAAAUAUGAUGACUUUAAUAAAAGAAGAAUAAGACCCACCUGACAAAA